ACCAAAGACCAAAUAACGACAACGAAAGUGCGAGAAAUAAGCCUAGAGUUUAAUUCUCAUUGUCAUCUUGCUUGUAUUGUUAGCCAACUUCACAUCACUGCCGUUGUUGACUUCUCACUCCUUUGACAAUCCCUGGUGCGACGACGAUGGAUCCCAUGAGAGGCUCUUCGCCCGCCAAAGCCGCCCUGAGCGCUGACUCACCUGAGCAGCUCCUCGACGCUUUCAAGGCUGCUGCGUUGUCCGUCACCAAGCUGUACAAGACCUCGGCCGCUGCCCAAGCCAAAUCCCGUUCCGAUGGGUACCAAGACUGUCUCGAUGACCUGCUUGCCUUCCUCGAUAAACGAAACAUCGGUCUAGGCGACGGAGAGGGCUGGCAAAUCCGCAAAUGGGCCACCGACCGUUUGGAUGGCAAAGACCCCCAAACCUCCGAUGAUGAAGAGGAAACCGACAAGGCCGAGAUGAGCUCUUCAACCGAGAUUCAACGGUCAAAUGUUUCCUCGCACCCUUCGCCGACCAACUCGGCACCUCCAGUUUCUCAGCCGCCUAUCGUACUUGAGCCCGUUGUCGAACGGCCUCAGAUGAUCACUGUUCCAACACAAGAAACCUUUAAUUUCCAGUCAUCGCAUCCCUACCCCCAAGAAUCUUACCUGAAUAUUGCGAACCUCGAUUUAUCGGACUCGAGGCAUUCGCUUGACAACACGAAUCAAGUUCCUUGUCCCACAUCCAUGUCUCAUUCGACACGCUUACGGAAGGACAAGCGGUAUCAACGGCCACGUAACCCAACGACAGCUCAUCUAGGGAGAGGGGCUGGCCAGAAGCGAUCAAUCAACUUUGCAGAAUUGUUCGACGUGGGCGGUCUGAAUUUUGGAAAAGACAUGUCCGGUAGGGAAGGAAAGAGGUCAAGGCACGCAUGAAAGGAACAUUCGAGAAAGGCGAAUGCCCUGGCAUCCCGGCGCAUCGAUUAAAUCUAUAGAGACUUGCUUCUCUUCUGGCACACGUUAUACGACACGAGGCGCAUGAGAUACACGGGCUGGUGGUAGAUAUCUUUUGGGACAUGGAGCAUCGACACGACACGGGCGGUCGCACUAGCAUUCAAGGCGUUCAGAAAGGAUCAGUCACAGCUACCUAGCUACUUUACCCUCAGCGACUGUUUGCUUUAGCUUGUUUUUACCAUCUUCUGUUAAU
This is a messenger RNA of Xylaria bambusicola, 1185 nucleotides long. RefSeq lists its product as uncharacterized. Lineage: Eukaryota; Fungi; Ascomycota; Sordariomycetes; Xylariales; Xylariaceae. The transcript has a single exon. The record is from RefSeq and is a predicted model, not a curated record. Bases 147 to 914 code for a protein of 255 amino acids.